AUGGCCGCACGCCGCCACCAGGUCCCUUCUCCGCUGUCCUGCUCCCCGAGGUCGGCCUUGAACUCUGCGUCUCAUCAGGAUGUCGAUUCUAUCCUCAAACAGUUAAGGUCGUGCACUCGACGUCUACAGAUUGCUCUCUCGUCGCACCGACUAGAACUGCAGGUCCUAGAACGUUUGUACUAUAAAGGCAAAAAUCAGCACCGCACAGCGCUCUUCUGGAGGCGAGUAGUUGAGAUACGGCGAUAUGGUGAUCGUCUGCAAGAAAUGGACGCGUUCAAUCUUGUGGAAAACAUAAGGCUCUUAUUCUGGGGCGAUACUACUCUUCAUAGUGCUAAAGUUCUGAAGGGACCUUGGACACACACACCAGACGUGAAUUAUGUACGCUUCGUCUUACAGCGAUGCGCAGACUGCCGUCAGUUGAUGGACAAGGUACUCCCAAAAACACUCCUUCCGGCCAUUAUCUGA
Postia placenta MAD-698-R-SB12 is the source of this 465-nucleotide messenger RNA. RefSeq lists its product as hypothetical. Lineage: Eukaryota; Fungi; Basidiomycota; Agaricomycetes; Polyporales; Adustoporiaceae. The record is from RefSeq and is a predicted model, not a curated record. Bases 1 to 465 code for a protein of 154 amino acids. The transcript has 2 exons.